AUGAUACCUAUUGUAUUAAACUCCCAGUCGGUGAGUGGUAUCACCGGCUCCAUUUCGAUCGCAUGCUGGAUUAUCGUCUUUGUGCCACAAAUAUAUGAGAAUUUCUACCGGAGCUCGGCGGAAGGUCUGUCGCUGCUCUUCGUAGUCUUGUGGCUGCUAGGUGACAUAUUCAACUUUUUCGGAGCCGUUCUACAGGGUCUUCUUCCGACCAUGAUUAUCUUGGCCGGAUACUAUACUAUCGCAGAUGUCAUACUGCUGGCUCAAUGCUUGUUCUACGGGGGAGAAGAGCAAGUGGACCCCGUUCAUUUGUCGCCUGCCAACCCUAUGAAUGACAGAGUUCUGGAAGAUGUCUUCCAUGAACGCCAACCUCUAUUGAACAAAAAACAUCACGACCACGCUACAAUCAACCCUGCAGACUCUGCUGGCGCAUCAUCGUCUUCCACUAUCGCUCAGUUGGACGCCGAAGCUGAAGUUGCGGAUAGCCCUAUGAAAAACUACAUCAUCAAUACAUUGCUAAUUUGCGGAGUAUUCCUCGGUGGGUUUCUUUCCUGGUACAUUUCCUACUUGAAAGAUCCCAACCCAAUUACAAUUGAACCUGACCUGCACAUGAAUUGGAUGGCUCAAUUUUUUGGCUAUUUGAGUGCUGUGCUCUAUUUGAGUUCCCGUGUUCCACAGAUCCUACUCAAUUUUCAACGUAAGUCCUGCGAAGGUAUAUCUUUUCUGUUUUUCCUCUUCGCAUGUAUUGGAAACAUCACCUUCAUCAUUUCCGUUCUCAGCAUCUCCUUGGAAUAUCGCUACCUACUGGUGAAUGCUUCGUGGCUGAUUGGUAGUUCGGGUACUUUAUUGAUGGACUUUGUCAUCUUUUUACAGUUUUUCGCCUACAGAACGGACACUGUUCAAACUACCGGAGUCUCAGUUUAA
Messenger RNA from Lachancea nothofagi CBS 11611, 921 nucleotides. NCBI's taxonomy places the organism in Eukaryota, Fungi, Ascomycota, Saccharomycetes, Saccharomycetales, Saccharomycetaceae. The record is from the annotation of a GenBank genome assembly.